AAUCCAAAAAUAAAAAAUAAAAGAAGAGGGAGGAAACCACGUGCUCUGAUCUAAUUUGUUGGGGUUGGCCUUUCAAAGUUUCAAUUUUCGCCGUAAAGAAACAAAACAAUUUAACGUCAACCUGUAAAGUUGAAAAGUGCACUUCUUUCAGGCUUAAAUACUGACCUUUGCUGUUUUCGUUUCUCACCUCUCUCGGAAAACACAAACUGCCGGACAGAUCGACCAUCGGCGACGGUCAUGUUGGCUUCACUGACGAGCUGGUUGACGCCGAGCUCUCUCUUCCUUCUGCUCAACAUCGUCAUCGGCACGAUUGUUAUCACCUCGCGUUUCACUUCCUCGAGACGACAACAGUACCACCACUACUACCACCAACCUGGACCCGAUUAUGGAGCUCCGCCGCUGGCCCGGGCGCCGUCGCUCCUGGAGCGGGUGAGGUCGUUUGAUUUUUCUUUCUACAAUUAUGGUCAUCCGAACUAUGAGACCCCCUUUGUCCACGCGCCGGAGCAGCAGUACAUUGUGCCGCCGCCGCAGCUUGAGCGGGUUCCUUCAAUCCUAGAGCGGAUUAAGUCCACCGACUUUUUCCACAAGUUUGGUUAUCCAAACCACGACGUCCCCUUUGUCCACCCGUCGGAGACGGAACACACUGCGCCGCCCCCGCCGCUCGAGCGGACUCCUUCGCUCCUGGAUCGGGUCAAGUCCAUCAACUUCUCUCUUUACAAAUUCGCUCCUUCGUAUCCGGAAUCCGACCACGUCUUACACCCCGACCCGCAGUACGAAGCCGCCCCACAACAACCUGAUUUCCCUCAACUUACACGAACUCCGUCUCUGUUGGAGCGGGUCAGAUCCAUUGAUUUCACCUCGUUUUACAGAUCCGACUCACUAAAAAAGAACCCAGAAACAGAGUUAAUCCCUCCAGCUGCCGAGUGGGACUCGGGUACGGACUCCGUCCGGGAUCCAGUUCAUGUAAAUAGGAGCAAAUCAGAGAAGAACGUGACUCAAAGGAGGUUGCCGGAGAAGAUAAAGAAGUCAGCAAGCGAGAACUCCAGACAGAACGAGGAAGUCGUGGAAGAGAUAGAGCGGAGGCGACCGGCGACGACGAGGUUAGAGAAAACGGUGUCGAUCGGAGAGAAGGGGGACGUGGAUGCAAAAGCCGAUGACUUCAUCAACAGGUUCAGACAGAAUCUCAAGUUGCAGAGGCUGGAUUCUAUACUUCGUCGCAAGGAAACGCCCAAAGGCGAGUAAGAUGAACACUACGGAUGGGCUUGAUCUUCAUUUUUUUUCCGUUUUACAGUUCUUGAAAAUUUUCCGGUCGUGUGUUUGGGUUGAUCGUCAUGUGAACGCGAUGGGAAGAUAAAGAAAAGAAAUGCAGGCGAUAUGGAACGGUAGGUACAGUCUAAUUGUACAACUGUGGAAGGAGAUGAAGAUGAAGGUGGCGUGGGAAUUUAAAUGACAUAAUUGCCCUUUUGUUUUUUAGUGUAGUCUUUGUUUGUGUCGAUGGGUUCUAGUGUCAUUUCAUGUUCUCUUCUAGGGGGAUAGUGUUUGGUGCAUCGGACUUGCAGUUGCAGCUUUUGUUUUUCCUUUGUUAAGGAGAUGAAUAAUGACAUUUAGAUUUUAGCCUAAAAAUGUGGAGGAGUAAAGAACGUGCUAUGUGUGGCCAAAAAAAAAAAA
Messenger RNA from Rubroshorea leprosula, 1668 nucleotides. Lineage: Eukaryota; Viridiplantae; Streptophyta; Magnoliopsida; Malvales; Dipterocarpaceae. The record is from the annotation of a GenBank genome assembly.